Molecule: messenger RNA, 4155 nt
Organism: Alnus glutinosa
Lineage: Eukaryota; Viridiplantae; Streptophyta; Magnoliopsida; Fagales; Betulaceae
Exons: 11
Coding region: 186-3239 (1017 amino acids)
Biological process (GO): negative regulation of DNA-templated transcription
Cellular component (GO): nucleus
Molecular function (GO): metal ion binding; RNA binding
Source: RefSeq, a predicted model, not a curated record
AAACUGGUAGAAACAGCACCGUUUCGGACAUCUCUCGAAACUCCGCUCCAACCUUCCCAACGAAACGCCUCAGCCGCUUUACAAGGCGGUUAACGUUCCGGUGAAAGACUCUCGAAGCCUUGCCCAGCGUUGCUUCUUCUAAUAAGAAAGAAUAUUGAAGUCGAGUUUCUCUUUUCUGGGUAACGAUGGAGAGAGCACAGAUUGAAACCCCAAAACCCUCAGAGACUCUUUUCUCUUAUACUCGGCGUCGGUCUCCCCUCAAGAGCGAAACUUACUACACCCUGGUUCGAAUCCUAUCCCAUUGCUACGACAAGUCGCACAGCUCUCACGCUGCUGAAUUCGCACCUCAGGAGCUAAAUCCAGAUCAUGGCAGCAAUGAAGUGGCGCGAGCUACCGGGAAAGCAGAGUGUGAGAUUGUUGAAUUGGUCGGUCCUGAUAGAAUGGAGCGCCAAAAUUUGGUAACUCGGAAAGAGACAGUGUCUGAUGUGAGUUUUGAAGCCAUUGGUGCCGAAGACAGAGGGUUCGGUGAUACACAACAUGUGGUGAUAGAUGAGAUAGAGAGAAUAAUGGCCAUAGAAGAAAGUGGGGAUUUGUUGAAACCGAUGGAUGUUAUGUUCGAUGAGAGUGAUGAAGGGAUUGGCUUCCAAGAUAAAAGGUGUUGUAUGGAAAAAAUGCUAAUGGAUGAGUUGGAGCAAAUUGUGAAAGGCAAUGAAGAACAUGUCCAUGAAAAUGGUAUUAACCUGUCAAUGACAUCGUUGGACAAGAACCAGAGCGGGAGAGAUGAUGUUGUAGUGAUGAAUAAGCGAGGAGAACAGGCUGAUUGUCAAGAUCUAGUUAUGGAGAAAGAUGGGAAUGCUGAGAAGAAUUCUGAAGCUUUUGAUGUAUUAUUAGAUGAGAAUGUGAUUGGUGAAGUUCUAGGUCCAAGAGGGAAUGGCAAAGACAACAGCUUGUCAUUGAAGACUACUUCGUUGUGUGGAGAGCACAAAAUGCAGCCGGCGGACAUGGAAGUGGAGAAAUUGGUUGCUUCCGGCCGGGCAACGGAUUUCCUUAUUCCUAUUGCUGAGAAUGCUGCAGAACCUGAGAAGGGAGAAUGCUCGAAUCAAAAGAUUUCGGAAGCCUCCAGUGUAUCGUUAGAUAAAGAUAUCAUCGGGGAACCUCCAAAAUCAAGGGAGAAUAUGGAAGAGGAAAGUUUGUUGCCGAAGACUAAUUCAACCAAGAGGGAAUUGGAGAAAUCAGGUGGUAAUAGUGACUCAUUGGAUUCUCCCAGUCACAUGGCUGAAGGUGGAGACAUUGAGGAAGGUGAAAUUUCUGGUGACUAUGGAACUUAUGACAUGUCAUUGGAUACGCCUUUAGAAGAUCCUAUGGUGUCAGAGGAGAAGAAUGUAGAUGAGGUGCAAGUAUCUCUAGAUAUAAUUGAUAAAAAAGAGUUCCUUUAUGAUGGCCUGAACGGAGCAAACAAAAAAGUUUUUGAGUUCACUUCUUUGAAAGUGGACGCACACGACAAUGCCAACACUAGCGGAGAAAUUGGACUAGAUAUUAGUAAUAGAAACAAGAUGGCAUCUAAACCUGAAGCUGUUGUUCAUGAAAAAUCUAUGAAAACUAAAAAGGCUUAUAGGGAAGACCUUUUGCUAAAAGAUGGAGGAACCAAGGAGGGUGCUGGUUGUCCACUAGCUUGUCCUAAUAAUCUAGACUUGCAUGGACAAAUCUCAGAAAAAAAUACAACUGGUUCCCAUGGAAUCACAUCUACAGAAGAGCUGCAGCAAGAUGCUAGUUCCUGCAAAAAGAAAAGGCGGGGCCCUCUUUCUAAAGAAAAUAAAGCAAAGAAAAAGCAAAAAGAACGAAAGAGACGAGCAGAAAAGAACAGAGAGCUUGGUGUUAAAAGGUUGAAACUGUAUCCAGUAUCGAAACCAAAAACUGUGACAUAUUGCCGCCAUUAUCUCAAGGGAAGGUGCCACCAGGGUGACAAGUGCCAAUUUUCACAUGAUGCAGUACCUUUGACAAAAUCCACGCCCUGCUGUCAUUAUGCACGUCACUCAUGCAUGAAAGGGGAUGACUGUCCAUUUGAUCAUCAGCUUUCUAAGUAUCCCUGUGACAAUUAUGUUAAAGGUUUCUGCAGCAGAGGUGAUGCUUGUAUGUUUUCACACAAGAUACCAACCAAGGAAGAUUCAACACCUGCUUCGAAUGAUUGCAAACCUGAGUUGAAGUAUCCAUCCUUGCCAGGUAAUACAAAUAUUAAGAAGCAACUGAAUGUUACUGGUAGCUCCCUGCAGAAUGUUGAUUCCUUGUCCAACUCUGUGGGAGCACAUUCUCUCACGAAUGUGAAGACUCUAGUGAAACCACCUGCACUUGUACCCAAAGGUAUUAGCCGCCUCCUCACUGCUGAGAAAUCUGCAGUGGUCAAUUCUACUAUGUUUAAACAAGGGAGGUCCUCUCCAAGUGGGAGUGAGGGAGCCAAAGUUGGGAAUCAGGCGGUCCCAAGUACAUCAGACACACUUCAAAAAGCUAAUGAGAUUCCAAAGAGAACUUCACCGUGUGUGGUACCAAAGGGAAUAAAUUUUCUCUCAUUUGGCAAAGCCCCAUUGGAUGAUUCUGUUGGUAAAAAAGUGGCUAGCUUGCAUUCAAACAGGUACAGUGGUACCAAAUUAACUUUAGCAGACAAUUUAAAUUUGCAGAAACAAGCUAGCUCAUCUCCAAAUAAUGAUGUUAGCAUCAAAGUUGGCAACCAGACAAGCCCAAGUGCAUCAGAGACAACUCAAAAUUGGAAUGAGAUGCUAAAGAAAACUCAACCUGCAGCUACACCACAGGGAAUGAACUUUUUGUCUUUGGGAAAGCCCUCGGUAGAUCAUUCUAGUAGUAAGAGAAAGGUCAGCUUCCCUUCCAGUUGCAAUAUUGGUGUUCAUGGAGCUGUUCUAGAGAAACAAACUGCAGGUGAUAAAUCUCAAAACUCAAGUGCAAUCUCAUUGAGGCUGCCAGCUUCUCCACUUGCUUCCGGUCAAUCUUCAGGUGGCUUAGCAUCUGUGAAUUAUGAAGAUGCACCAAACUCAGCUCAGAAGGCACUCUCAUUGAUACUUUUUGCAUCAAAGUAUGAAUCAAAGAUGAAAAUGAAUCAGUCUGUCAGUGCUCUUGAUGUUGGUAAGGAAGGUACUAGUAAUAUAAGAAGAAGUUCCCAGAAUGAUAUGGCAAAAGCUUCAAAAAUUUUGGACUUCUUGUCUAGUGGUGGUAGUAAAACUAAGCAGUAAAGGAUAAAACCCUAAGUGGUAGCCAAACCCCAAUGUGGUCGGGCUGUGGCUCUUAUAUCUGAUCAGUUCGAGUAAAACACAGCAGCAUUGAGGAAAAGACAUCUAAUAGUUCAUGCCUUCUCUUUUGUCCUUUAGCAGCACAAUGUUGUAUUUUUUCAGCUUAUUUCCAGAAGCCGCUGAUCAGAUGGAAUGGCUGCAUUGUGAUUGUGAAGUUCAUUGAUUAUGAUCGCUUGAGAUCUUUGCUUUGAAGGGACUUCAGAUUGAUUUUCUUCUUUGAGAUAUUAUAAACCAGUUCUAUAGAAAAGCCAGUCACAUGUGACUAUCAUCUUAAAGUUGAGGCCCUGGGCAAAAGCAGAUGACCGCAGUGAUGGUUUUAUGGAAAAUAUCCACCUUUGUCACCCUUGUGAUCAAUUCUCAAAAAGUGUUUUCAGUCUGCCAACUUGCGAUGGGAUCUUGAUGAUCAAGUUACAGAUGCCUAGUCCUUGCAGGGAGCGCUUGGCACUCGCUUUCGGUUUGGACAAAGGCAUAGGUUGAGUUUGAAGUUUGCUCGAUGUGGGACUCUCUGUGGUGUAUGUGGGCCGUAAUCUGGGCUUAGUGGAUGGCCAUUCCUUUCGUGGUGCUGACCUUGUCGAGCAUUUGCGUAGUGCUGUUAUCAUGGGGAAAGCUAUGAUCAUUGUCCAAAACAUAAAGGAAUCUGUGUUAAUGUUCACGGGCCCAUAUCUAAAAGUAAUGAGACAGCGAAAUCAAUGGGAAUCAUGAAUGGCUAGGUUAGGUGUCCCGACCAAUGCUCGUACGAAAUUGAUUUUGACUACAAUAUGAAGCAAUGACACAUCACACAUGGAGAGUUGGUCUCAUGUGAUGUUGUCAUACAAAAUGACUCCCAUUUUAUAGUAAGAUAUGAUAUGCAUUAUUUUCU